AUGGCAGCCUCCGAUGGACCCCGUGACGUGCAGAAGCGCCUUGUUCUCAAUGCAUUCGUUAUGAUGUGCAGCGGACAUCAGUCCCCUGGGCUUUGGCGGCACCCUGACGAUCAGUCGUGGCGCUUUGACAGCACCGAGCACUGGGUUGAGCUGGCCAAAACGCUCGAAGAGGCCAAGUUCCACGGCAUCUUCAUCGCAGAUGUGCUGGGCGGAUAUGACGUAUACAAGAAAUCUCUUGAACCGGCUAUUGUCUCCGGGUCGCAAUGGCCCGUCACAGAGCCGCUGGCUGUUGUGUCUGCAAUGGCUGCAGUGACAAAAAGCAUUGGUUUCGGUGUCACGGUGUCGACGACCUAUGAGCAGCCGUACCAUCUCGCUAGAAGGUUGUCGACCGUUGAUCAUCUCACCAAGGGAAGACUUGGGUGGAACAUCGUUACUAGCUAUCUAGACUCGGCUGCAAAGAAUCUCGGCCGAACUGAACAGCUGAAUCAUGAUGACAGGUACGCCUUGGCGGAAGAGUACCUGAAGGUCAUGUACAAGCUCUUCCAGUCAUCCUGGCGCGAUGACGCUAUCCAGCUCAACCGUGAGAAGGGCAUCUACACCGACCCAGAGCUCGUCCGAGAGAUCAACCACAAGGGCAAGUUCUUCAACAUCCCUGGCCCGCACAUCACACACCCUAGUCCUCAGCGCACACCCCUUCUCCUACAGGCGGGUGCCUCCAAGGCCGGGAAGGCGUUUGCUGCCCAGCACGCCGAAGCCAUCUUCACGUCGGCCCAUGCACCAGAGGUCUGCAAGAAGAAUAUUGCAGAAAUCCGACAGACGGCCAAGGAGCAGUUUGGGCGCGACCCAACCAAGAUCAAGGUCCUGGCUUUGGUCACUCCCAUCCUCGGUCGGACGGAGGAAGAGGCCCUCGCCAAGUACAAUGACUACAAGCAAUAUGCUUCAUUGGAAGGUGCGCUGUCAUUGUUUGGUGGAUGGACGGGCAUAGACCUCAACCAGUACGGAGACGAAGAGGAGCUGAGGCAGGUUGAAAGCAAUGCUGUCAAAUCUACCGUGGAAGGAUAUGCUAGAUUUUCGCCCGCGAACUCGAAAUGGACUAAGCACACUGUUGCCGAGCAUGUCAGCUUGGGAGGAAACGGCCCCCUAUUCGUUGGAACACCAUCCCAGGUUGCCGACAGCCUGGAGACUUGGGUUCGUGAAGCCGAUGUAGAUGGUUUCAAUUUUGGAUAUGUCCUGUUCCCCCGGUCAUUCAAGGAUAUCGCUGAGCUGCUUGUGCCAGAACUUCGGCAACGAGGUCUCUUCUGGGACGACUACGCGGUUCCCGGCGGCACCUACCGUGAAAACUUUUACGAGGAGGCAGGACGUGCUUAUCCGCCUCCAGACCAUACUGCAGCCAAGUAUCAUUGGGCUGCAGGUGUUGCUGCCAAAGACCAUGUCAUCCCUGAGUAA
Molecule: messenger RNA, 1446 nt
Organism: Clonostachys rhizophaga
Lineage: Eukaryota; Fungi; Ascomycota; Sordariomycetes; Hypocreales; Bionectriaceae
Source: the annotation of a GenBank genome assembly